This is a messenger RNA of Prosopis cineraria, 1810 nucleotides long. Its product is annotated as protein TIFY 8-like. Gene Ontology annotation, cellular component: nucleus. Gene Ontology annotation, biological process: response to wounding; regulation of defense response; regulation of jasmonic acid mediated signaling pathway. NCBI's taxonomy places the organism in Eukaryota, Viridiplantae, Streptophyta, Magnoliopsida, Fabales, Fabaceae. The transcript has 6 exons. The coding region runs from base 173 to 1459 and encodes 428 amino acids. The record is from RefSeq and is a predicted model, not a curated record.
CUUUCAUUCUCUACCUCAAGGGGACCCUGAUUCCUCCUUUUAUUUUGCCCCUUUCUUUUACCUUUCGUAGAGAUCGUGCUCUGCUCUGCUUUGCUCUCACUCUUCCCGUAUGUGUGUGAGUGUGGGUGUGGAGUAGCAGCAUCUUAGCUAUGCUGAGCAAGAUGGGUACCGGAUGGCCAUGCUGAGAAUGGCACAGCAUAACAAUGGCAAUCACAGUUCGAGCCAACAGUCAGUAAAAGCAGUCUUUCAUGACUUUAUGGGCAUGAAGCCCACUGAUUCUCCCAUCGUUGCGGCCCCUAAAACCGCUGGUGCGAAUCCGUCGGAGGCGUCGCCAUCGUCGGUAUCGGUCUCUGUUGGCGCCUCUUCCGGUGGUGCUCGUGGUCCCCUAUCAACCACCUCCGAUAUCGCUUCCGAAAGACAGUUAGGAAAUCACCUCGAGGGAGUCCCAUUCUAUUGCCCGAGGAGCGAUCUUUCUGGCACUGAGAUUAGUAACAGAAUAGUAGGAAACAAGAGAAGUAAUUCUGAUUCCAGUUUUAUGAGUUCCUCCAGAGAUGCCUUCCAAAUGGUUCCUGACUCUCUUCAAAAUUUGCAUUUGAUGAAGAUCCUCCGGAAUGCAGCUGGAGGAGAGCAGCUUAGAAGGUCUAAUGAUGAUUAUGUGUUUCUUGGUAUGCAGUCAAGGAAGCCAACUGUUGCUUCUCACAUAUAUCAGCCUUCCAUGGGCAGCAAGACUGAUGUCAAUAAAUGGGACCGAUCUAUUCUCAUGAAUACUGGCUCUUCCAUGCAACAUCCCCCACAUGGGGGUCAAUUAGCAUCUUUUGUGCACCAGAUACCUUCUAACAAGAGCAGGGAUGCUAAUACUGGUCCUUCGUUUAUUUCUCAAUCUGCUGCUGAUGAGGGAUCUAGGACAGGAAUGAAGAGCCCUGGGAUCUUGAGCUCUAUGAACACCACCACUGCUGCUUACGAGAAAACUCUGUCUGCACCUGGCAGAAGCAGGUCAAAGCCAGUGACUGGUUUAAUAGACCCAGAAUCUUCCAUGCCUCCAAGUCAACAAGGGUUAGCAUCUGCCAGCUGCCAGAUGACUAUUUUUUAUGGAGGUCAAGCUCACGUUUUUGAUAAUGUACACCCCAAUAAGGCAGAAAUUAUAAUGGCUUUAGCUGGGUCAAAUGGGGGAUGUUGGUCCACAACAUACUCCCCAAAACCUGCUGUGAAGCUCACUAAUGACAGUAACAGGUUGUGUGGGGAUAGUGAAACUGGUACAGUGAGUAAGAUCACACCCCCACAGGAGCCUCAUGGCAGAAUAUCUUUCGCGGGUGCUUCUAGUCUUGCCAUCAAAUCUGGCGAUCGAUUGUCUACUCAAGCAGGGGCACGUCAGGGAAGCGUUGCAGCCAAUGAAGAUGUCAGGAAUUCAGUUAAAGCAGCAGAUCCCCGUUGUGAGGACAAAAGGACGCAAUCACAUUGAAUCUGAGUCUAUACUCUGUAACUGUUGUCGGUACCCAUUGAUUAUAAGCCCUGAGGAGAACAGAGAUUGCUCGUAUUCUGAAUACUGUCUUGAUUUUGUUAGACUGCUCUUACUCUGAAAUGUUGGUUUAGUAUAUUGAUCGGCGAGAGUACGAUGGCAAUCCAAUGAUAGUUUAAAUGGGCUCAACAGCCAUAUCAGAUUCACUCUCAGGUAAAACUUACGUAGUCGAUGAUAUCUGAAUCUUGAGGUUCCCAAGACCUCCUUUGCCAUUUUUCCAUUGCUGUGAAAAAUUGGUGCAGUCAAUAGUUAUAUAAAAGUAUAUUAAGUUAUACUAUUCAUAGGUUAUGUUCU